AUGGUGAGGCCGAAGCCGCAGUGGAAUUUCUCCUUCCUGUGGUUGAUGAGGAUGAUGAAGGUGAUGAAGGUGAGGGUGAGGAUGAUGAUGAAGGUCAGGAUGAUGAAGAUGAAGGUGAUGAUGAUGAUGAUGAUGAUGAUGAAGAUGAUGAUGAUGAUGAUGAUGAGGGUCUCAGCCGAUGGUGAGGCCGAAGCCGCAGUGGAAUUUCUCCUUCCUGUGGUUGAUGAGGAUGAUGAAGGUGAUGAAGAUGAAGGUCAGGAUGAUGAUGAUGAUGAAGAUGAAGGUGAUGAUGAUGAUGAUGAAGGUCUCAGCCGAUGGUGAGGCCGAAGCCGCAGUGGAAUUUCUCCUUCCUGUGGUUGAUGAAGGCUCCCAGGGCCAGCGUGAGGGGGAGGGGCGGCAGCUUCUUC
Poecile atricapillus (Black-capped chickadee) is the source of this 407-nucleotide messenger RNA. RefSeq lists its product as uncharacterized. Lineage: Eukaryota; Metazoa; Chordata; Aves; Passeriformes; Paridae. The record is from RefSeq and is a predicted model, not a curated record. Bases 1 to 321 code for a protein of 106 amino acids. The transcript is spliced from 3 exons.